AUGAAUAAUAUUUUAAUUAAAAAUAGGAAAAAUCCUAUUUUUUUUAGUAUUUUAAAAAUAAGAGAAAAAAGAACAUUUUAUGCUUCGAAAUGGAUAAGAAGAUUGCAAAUAUUAAAUGAGAAAUAUAAUUAUAAGAUUGAAAAAGAAGAAGAAAUUGAAUAUGAAGAAAAAAAAAAUGAUGAUAAAAUCGAAAAAAUAUAUCCUUUAUGGAAUAGUAGAAGAACUGGUUUGUUAGGAUAUAAAGUUGGGUGUAUGAGUAUUUGGGAUAUAUGGGGGGUUAAACAUGCAGUUACUGUUGUGAAAAUUGAUAAUUGUUAUGUUUUAAAUCAAAAAAAUAUAACUAAAAAUGGUUAUGAGGCAUUAGAAGUUGGUAUUGGUAAUAUGAAUGUUAUAAAACAAAGUAAAAAUAAUAUAGGAAAUUAUAUUAAAAGACGGCUUGGAUUUAUUCAUAAAAUAAGAGAAUUUAAAUGUACUAGUGAUUGUUUUUUACCUGUACAACAUAAAUUUUCUGCUAGACAUUUUUCACCUGGACAAAACUUAUUUAUUAGUUCGAGUAUAAAAAAUAAAGGGUUUUGUGGGGCUAUGCAAAAAUGGAACUUUAGUGGAAAAAAUCAAUCCCAUGGAACAGAAAGUAAAGCACAUCGAAGUUUAGGUAGUGUAUCAAUGGGAAAAACAAUUAAUAUCGUUUUUAGAAAUAAAAAAAUGAAUACACAUAUAGGAGAAAAGAGUUUAGUAAAAUGUAGUAACAACAAACUAUUCCGAAUUAAUAGUCUUAAAAAUUUAUUAUUUAUUAAAGGAACUAUUGGAGGUUACAAAAAUAAAGUUAUUAAAAUAUCGGAUGCAAAAGGAAGAGCAUUUAAUAAAUUUAAAAAUAAAAUAUAUUUAUAUUAUCCAACUUUUAUUUAUAAAAAAAAUAAAAAAUAUAAAAAUGUUAUAGAUAUGCCACAUAGUGUUGAAGAUCCAUUUCUCUACAAUGAAAUACCGUUGUAUGAGCCUGAAAAUAAGUAG
Messenger RNA from Plasmodium vinckei vinckei, 1008 nucleotides. RefSeq names its product mitochondrial ribosomal protein L3 precursor, putative. The coding region runs from base 1 to 1008 and encodes 335 amino acids. The record is from RefSeq and is a predicted model, not a curated record. The transcript has a single exon. Gene Ontology annotation, biological process: translation. Gene Ontology annotation, cellular component: ribosome; mitochondrial large ribosomal subunit. Lineage: Eukaryota; Apicomplexa; Aconoidasida; Haemosporida; Plasmodiidae. Gene Ontology annotation, molecular function: structural constituent of ribosome.